AAGAAAAUGGCGUCAGCUAAGUUUCUGGAGGAAGCUCUGAGCACGGACGUCGACGAAUCCGCAGUGAACGCGAUAGUGGGCUCCCUUGAAACGCAACUAGUAACAUCGACGCCGGCUGUCUCUGGUCAUCAAGUAAGUUCUGCGUCAGUCAGCCAGCAGAAUCAUCAGGUGAACAGUGGUAUUUCCAACGGGGGCACCAUCACCGCGGUACAGCCGCAGAAACAUGGGGUUUCAAACGGCGGCGGUGGUACUACAGUAAAUAGUCUGAUGACCCAAGAAGUUACGAAGUCUAUUACCACGAGUACUCUCCUCCCUGUAAACGUGGUUACCUCAAACACAGUGGCGCCACAGGUUACUACACAACAGCAGCAACAGCAUACACAGUCUGCAGUCCCCCCUGCUGCUUAUAUCAAUCAAGUUACUACAAACCAGGUGACCAGCAAUCAAACGACAAAUAUACCAAGCCUUACUAAAACACAUGAACCUGUCAAGAUUAUUUAUCCAACUGUUGGUCAAGUAAUAGCAACCACGGGAGUAGCAAAUGCAAAUAAUAAACUUUCUUUUCCUGCACAAACCGUUGGACAGUUAGCCAAUGGUACUUUAGGAAUAACAUCUCAGGCAGUGUUACAGACAACAUCAAAUGUUGUUUCCAAUGUUGGCUCCGUUAGUGAAACGGGUAGUCAAACAGUGGCUAGUGUAAAUAAGCCUACAGGUGCAGCUUUGGUGAUAAAGACUAGUGUAGCACCCAGUGGCAUGGUUUCUGUUCCAAUGUCUGUUCCUGUUUCUGUGGCUGGCAAUGCUGUCAGCACAGCACUACAGGGUAAAGCUGGAGUUACAUCUACAAUAGUACCUAGUAAUGUGCAAAUUCUCAAUGUGAAUACAAUGCGUCCUGGCACACCUGUGGUAGGACAGCAAGCAGGAAAACAAGUUGCACCUAGAGUAGUAAUUGGUCAACACAUGCUUGGAACAAGACCUGGAGCUUCAGGGAUAACAUUACAAACCUUGCAUGGUCUUCAUGCUGGGACUCAAGGUCAUAUAUUAUUAAAAACAGAAAAUGGACAAUAUCAAUUGCUAAGGGUAGGGCCACCACCAACUGCAGGUACUCCGGCUGGUACUGCAGUUACACCAAAUAGUAUAGCAGGAAAUGCAGUGGUUGCUGCACCAUCUCCAGGCACUACCUAUCGCUUAGCCUCAGUGCCGGCUACUGUGGCUGCAACUAUUACAACAGCAUCUACAACUCCAGCAACAGUGACUGCUGCUGCCACAACUACACCUACCCCACCUGUCACUACUGUUCAAACUGUUCAGACACCAACACCUCGUCAAACUACAGAUAAUACCAAAGAAAAGUGCCGUAAAUUUUUAGCAAACUUGUUAGAGUUGUCUAGUCGAGAACCUAAAGCGGUGGAACGAAAUGUUCGAACUUUGAUACAAGAAUUAAUUGAUACUAAAGUUGAACCUGAAGAGUUCUGUGAUAGGCUUGAAAGAUUAUUGAAUGCAUCACCUCAACCAUGCUUGAUUGGAUUCCUCAAAAAAAGUUUGCCACUUUUACGGCAAUCUCUCGUUACAAAAGAAUUGGUUAUAGAAGGGAUAAGACCACCUCCAGCCAAUGUUGUUUUUCCUGUAACAUCUGCCACUCCAGUAGUAACACAGCAGAAUCAGCUUAGACCAACUGUUGCUGUGGCAGCUGCAACAGUUCCUGUAACUGCAGUUACUGCAACUACACAAGUAAGAGUCAUGACUCCACUACCUACAGCUACAACUACAGUUCCCCGACCAGCUCAGCCAGUUCAACAAAGGCUGGUAAGAUAUAAGAAAAACACUUUGUAUUCCUUUCCUAUUUAUUUUACUGUUUUUAUUAUAUAUGAUCUAAGCUAUAAAAAAAAAUUAUAUAAAUAACCACCUAUUACAACAACUGUUGUUAAAACAGUUACAACUACAACGCAAGGCAAAACAGUCAACACAACCACUACUGUUAAUAAAGCCGUAGUGCCUUCAUUCGUUCCAAAGCCAGUUACUAAAGAAAAAGAAAAAAAGACAUUCUCGUCUGCAGGAUAUACGGGAGAUGACGAUAUUAACGAUGUUGCAGCUAUGGGUGGUGUUAAUCUUGCAGAAGAAUCUCAAAGGAUUCUCGGUUCUACAGAAUUUGUUGGGACGCAAAUAAGAUCGUGUAAAGAUGAAGUGUUCUUGCAUAUGACACCAUUACAGCAAAGAAUUAAACAAAUUGUUUCUAAUUAUGGAUUAGAAGAACCUAAUCAAGAAGUUGCGGCGUUAAUAUCACAUGCUGCGCAGGAAAGGUUAAAGAAUUUAGUAGAAAAAUUAGCAGUAAUUGCAGAACACAGGAUAGAUUUAAUAAAGGUGGAUCCGCGUUACGAGGUAACGCAAGAUGUCAGGGCACAGUUAAAGUUCUUGGAAGACUUAGAUAAAGUUGAACGUAGAAGACAUGAAGAACAAGAAAGAGAAUUACUUUUGCGCGCAGCGAAAAGUCGCGCGAAAACGGAAGAUCCAGAACAAGCUAAGCUCAAGGCGAAAGCUAAAGAGAUGCAACGUGCGGAAAUGGAAGAAUUAAGACAAAGAGAAGCUAACUUGACAGCUUUGCAAGCAAUCGGUCCACGUAAAAAGCCUAAACUUGACAUAGGAGGGUCUGCCAGUAGUCCAGGCAAUAAUUCCGGUUUGAACGUGUCGGCGGCUGGAAUCAAUAGACAAAUGCCAAUGAGACCACGUUUGAAAAGGGUGAACUUUAGAGACUUAUUGUUCCUUCUUGAACAAGAAAAAGAAACGUGUAGGAGCACAAUGCUGUAUAAAUCAUACUUGAAGUGAUGUUCUGUGAAGGGCAGGAACUUAAGUGACCCGCCCGAUAUCUG
Messenger RNA from Habropoda laboriosa, 2864 nucleotides. RefSeq names its product transcription initiation factor TFIID subunit 4 (gene Taf4). Gene Ontology annotation, biological process: DNA-templated transcription; transcription initiation at RNA polymerase II promoter. The record is from RefSeq and is a predicted model, not a curated record. Gene Ontology annotation, molecular function: protein heterodimerization activity; RNA polymerase II general transcription initiation factor activity; DNA binding. Gene Ontology annotation, cellular component: transcription factor TFIID complex. The transcript is spliced from 10 exons. Lineage: Eukaryota; Metazoa; Arthropoda; Insecta; Hymenoptera; Apidae.